Molecule: messenger RNA, 1611 nt
Organism: Agrilus planipennis (emerald ash borer)
Lineage: Eukaryota; Metazoa; Arthropoda; Insecta; Coleoptera; Buprestidae
Product: nucleic acid dioxygenase ALKBH1
Exons: 5
Coding region: 242-1198 (318 amino acids)
Biological process (GO): oxidative RNA demethylation
Cellular component (GO): cytoplasm; nucleus
Molecular function (GO): oxidative RNA demethylase activity; broad specificity oxidative DNA demethylase activity; ferrous iron binding
Source: RefSeq, a predicted model, not a curated record
CUACUUUUGUGUUUGUGCAUCUGGUAAUAUAAUAAAACAGUCCUACUAAACAUCUUUCAAGCAGAAGCUAAGUAUAGUUUUAAUUUCGCCAACUAAUUUAAAAUUUAAGUUCAUUUUUUAACUUAAUUAAAAGAUCCAUUUGGAUCCGUUAGAUGAAGCCACAAAUCUUGAACAAAGUAGAAACCUACAGAUGUCAGCAAACAUGUCCUCCAUUAAUCGCGCCAAUUUUUAAAUUUUAAAAAUGUUUAAGGAUAGUUUUAAAUACUAUAAAACUAAAGCUUCAGUUCCUGAUUUAAGUGAUGUAAUUGAUAUUUACGAUUUAAACAAGUUUGAUUAUAAGGUACAACUUUUUAAAAAAAGUAGGAAUAUUGGCGCUAAUAAUGAAUGCAUCGGCUUAAUUCCUUUUGAAAAUUGGGAAAUUUAUGAAUUAAAAGAAAAGCCAGACUUAAUUUAUAUUAAAACUCCUUUUACAUCCUUUGGGCAAAGAUACUGGACAAUACAAUGUUUGGAAAACUAUACCAAGAAACCUAAUAAAUUAAACCUAGACCCUUUUAAUGAAAUACCAUCGAACGAAAGCUGGUGGGAAAUGUGUCAAAAAUAUAAAAAUUUCCAGUUGCUGAAAAAAUUACGAUGGGCUACAUUAGGAUACCACCACAAUUGGGAUACUAAGGUUUAUACUGAAGAUUUUCGAAACGAAUUUCCAUCGGAUUUAGGACUACUCAGUAAAAUUGUAGCCAAAGCAAUUGGAUAUGAUUAUUUCGAACCUCAAGCUGCAAUUGUCAAUUUUUAUCACUUGGAUUCAACAUUAUCUGGUCAUACAGAUCAUUCCGAAAUCAAUUUAGAAGCUCCCUUAAUAUCGUUUAGUUUUGGUCAAUCAGCGAUAUUUCUCUUAGGAGGGAAAACUCUAGAAGAAAAACCAACCCCUCUACUUAUUCAUAGUGGUGACAUUAUAAUAAUGACAAAGGAAGCAAGAUUAUGCUAUCACGGUAUUCCAAGGAUUUUAAAGACUGACAACACUCCUUGGAACACUAACAAUUUUUCCGAAGAGAAAUUAGCAAAUUGUGGAAUUUUUUCCGAUCAUGCGAUUUUCAAGAGUCAGAAUGAAGAAUUGUGGAAACCGUUUGGACAGUAUUUAAAUAAUUCAAGAAUUAAUAUGAAUGUCAGACAAGUCCUUCCUAGUGGGCAGAGUUCUCUUUAAAAAUGUAUUUUUUAUCACUUUUGUAUUUGUUUGUAUCUUUUUAUGAAUAAAUACGAUGAUAUUUCUGAAUAAAUUGAUUGUUUUGUCUAUCUUAUAUCACUUGUAUGAAGUUUUGAAUCUCUAAUCUCUAUAACUAAUUACUUAUCUUCUAUUUUUAUUUGUUUACUUUUUUUUGUAAACACAAUCUCUAUAUUUCAUUUCCUUCCGAUUAUAAUUUGAGAAUUAGAUAAAAAUAAAUUUUAAUUGAAAACCAUAAACACUAAUUUUAUAUUUGGUAGGUGUAUAAAAAGAUAUAUCUCUCCAACGAAAAGGUCUGCGACGCGCUGAUGAGAUCCAAAAAGAUCGAAAUCGUGAUCCGCAUCUAGCAGUUACGACAGAAUACAGGUCACUUCGAAUUAUUUUAUUCGAUUAUG